AACUUCCUAAAUCACCGUUAUAUUUUAUUACAUCACAUUUACUUGUAACUAUUUUUAGGUCUUUGGGAUCACAUCUAAUUUUUGUUACAAUUAAUUUUUGUAUUGAAAAAUAAAUAGGAUAUCUAUAAGUUAAGUUAGGAAGCUUUAAUUAGUAUAUUUUUACAUACAGAGACAGAUUCUGAUUCAGAGAUGGCCUGUUUGGUUGUAUUGUAACCCGGGGAGGACAACAUGACGAGGUAAGCAAAAUUUUCAGGAGAAAAAAGAUGAUAGGAUCGGCUUUGGGGUGGCUGAUCCUGUUUUGGGGAGUGGAUCAAUGUCUUUCCCAAACAAAGCUACUGACCUACAAUGCUGGACUACUGCAGACCAUUCCGAAUAAACAGGAGAGGGGAGACUACAUUUUGGCUAAUCUAAGGGCUACUGAUCCGGAUAUUGUGUGUCUACAGGAGGUUUGGCUGGCUAGGGACGCUGACAUGAUAUCAUCAGGCAAUGUUUUGACCUACCCCUUCUCCUUCAGCGCCAGUCACGGGCAGGGGGAGACCCUCAUCGACUCCCUCCCUCCGUGUGCCAACGUCUCUCUGGCAGGGGUCAUGUUUAAGAUACUGGCUAACGGCUGUACAAGAAAGAACACUUCAGAUGAAAAAGCCCAGUGUGUUUUAGAGAAAACGGGGGUCAUGAAUCUGCCCCAGAUCUGUAUAUCAUGUCUAGCCAUAUCAGCCACGGGCGGCUUUAGUCCCAAACGGAUACUGAAGGAUUGUGUACUAACUUCCCAAGGGGAGGUAAAUCUCCCUGGGCUACUAGUUCUCAGCAAACGACCUUUGAUCAACCCCGUUGUGAAAUAUUUCUUGCCAGUUACAAGGACAACUGUUCGAAGGGGAUAUAUACAUUUUCAGGAUGAGGAGGUUGGGGACAUAGCGUGCACCCACCUGACACCUGACUUAGGACCAAACUAUGUGGAACCAAACCUAUCAGGAAUAUUUUCAAAUUAUGCUGAUCAGCAACUUUACGAAAUUAUCACCAUGGUAACCGAUUUGUCGUCUGCAUCACGUGUUGUCAUAAUGGGGGAUCUCAACUGUGGACCAAGUCUGCCUGGGAGGAAUAUCCAAGAGGAAUUUGAAACAUCAUACUAUCAUUUUAUCAUGUCCGGGUACAAUAACCCCUAUAUAAAGAAAGUUGGGCUAUGUACGUACUGCCGAGGAAAUCCUUUGACGCUCGCCCAAAACGAAUUGACAUCGAGCCCACCAGAAAACACCAUUCUGGACCACAUUCUAGUUCGAGGAGUCCAUGUUUCUUUCACACAGCGAGUCUUCACGGAAAAUGUACCUGGGUUGUUAAUCCCACCAUCGGAUCAUUAUGGCGUCCAGUCAACUGUUGUCAAUAAAAACAGCAAUUUUCAGGUGGAUGUUGAUUUCAAUUACGCUUUAAUGCCAUGGUUAGGAUGGAUUAUGUAAUUUCAAAAGAAAAUAAGAAUAAAUUACACGUACAUUGGAGAC
Magallana angulata is the source of this 1490-nucleotide messenger RNA. RefSeq lists its product as uncharacterized. Lineage: Eukaryota; Metazoa; Mollusca; Bivalvia; Ostreida; Ostreidae. Gene Ontology annotation, molecular function: catalytic activity. The record is from RefSeq and is a predicted model, not a curated record. The transcript is spliced from 9 exons. Bases 264 to 1448 code for a protein of 394 amino acids.